GCAUCUAAGUAUAAUAUCUUUAAGGGUCAGCUAGAGGCCUACAUUAAUCUACUACCUAGGCCCAAUAAUGCACUGCUAAUCAUAGCUUUAGGUCUACCAGGUACAGGAGGUAUUCGGUAUAAGUUUAUCUUAGAGCGAAGUAUAUCAUCUCGGCCUAAUUGCCUAUAUAUAGGCGCAGAGUUAAGGCGGAUUUAA
Molecule: messenger RNA, 195 nt
Organism: Fusarium oxysporum Fo47
Lineage: Eukaryota; Fungi; Ascomycota; Sordariomycetes; Hypocreales; Nectriaceae
Exons: 1
Source: RefSeq, a predicted model, not a curated record